Molecule: messenger RNA, 1071 nt
Organism: Sordaria macrospora k-hell
Lineage: Eukaryota; Fungi; Ascomycota; Sordariomycetes; Sordariales; Sordariaceae
Cellular component (GO): cytoplasm; mitochondrion
Source: RefSeq, a predicted model, not a curated record
AUGAGCGCAGUCUUCAAGAUCCCGACUAGGAUCACCACCAGGCUAUUCACUAAACCUGUCGCAUUUGCAUAUAACCCAUCUUUAUUUCUCUCAAGAUCUUUCAGCAGACGUUAUUGUCAAAACACGUAUAAUAACCCUGCCUUCACCAUGACAUCCACCCUCGAGAGCCCCCAUUUCACCAAGCAGGUGGUAGCCGCAAUGCGCGCGCUCUACCCCGAGCAACUCGCCGACAAGGCCUGGGACAACGUCGGCCUGCUUCAAGAGAACAUUGCUGUUAGCGGCCAGGAUGUCUCCCCAACCGUCCUUUUGACCAACGACCUCACCGUUGCCGUCGCCGAGGAAGCCAUCCGCAAGCGCGCCUCAGUCAUCGUAUCAUACCACCCCUUCAUCUUCCGCGGCCUCAAGUCCGUCACCCUCGCCGACCCCCAGCAACGCAUCCUCUUGCAGCUCGCCCAAGCCAACAUAGCCGUCUACUCCCCUCACACCGCCGUCGACGCCGCGCCGGGUGGCAUGAACGACUGGCUAGCCGACAUGCUCGACGGCCACGGCGUCGAAACGAAGCGGAGCAUCUGCCAGCCCAUCUCUAGCUCCAUCACCUCCUCCCUGCCUCCGGCCUUCUUCAACUCGGGCUACGGCCGCCUCGUCGAGCUCGGACACCCCGUCCACCUCGGCAACAUCAUCAAGGCGUACGCCGAGGGUCUUGGCGGGCUCAACCACAUCAUGAUCGCCGCGCCCAAGGACAAGAAGGUCACGACCAUUCGGAGCGUCGGCAUCUGCGCGGGCAGCGGCGCCGACGUGCUCAAGAACUGCGACGCCGACCUGAUUGUCACCGGCGAGAUGACGCAUCACUACGCGCUGGCGCUGACGAUGAAGGGGAAGGUGGUGGUGACGGUGUUCCACAGCAACAGCGAGAGGAAGUUUCUGAAGAAGAGGCUGCAGGCGCAGUUGCAGGCGCAGCUGGAGAAGGAGGGCGUCAAGCACCCCGAGGUGCUCGUGAGCGAGGCGGAUGCGGAUCCGUUUGAGAUCUGGGAUGUGAACAAGAUGCCUGCUUGGGCUUUUGGGAAGGAGUAG